AUGUCUGCAACGUGGUUUCAACGUCUGUCAGAUCGCCGUCUCCUACAGAGCUCUAAACACUUAGUCUCGACAUCAUCAAAACCACUCUAUUUUAAAGAACUGCAAAAGAGGUCUUGUUAUCCAUAUUUCUUUUUAGUUGUUAGCAGCCGGUUCUUUGGAUACACAGAAACGGAUGGUCCACACACAUGGAAUGGUUCCUGUAGGGUUGGCAAAAGGCAAUCGCCUGUUGACAUCAAAUCGUCAGAAGUAGUUUACGACGAAACAAUCCCGCGCUUACAAUUUGUCAACUAUGAUCAGAGCUCUGGAAGCUUCUUUGUCGAAAAUAAUGGAAUAACUUGUAAAAUUUUUCUUGGUUUCUGGCUAAGAAAAAAAUCGUGGAAAAUAAAAAUGGCUUGUUUUCCAGUGGUAUUUCACGGUUUUGCAAACUGGGGUGCUAAUCAACCUUACAUUCGCGGCGGAACUUUGCAAGGCGAGUAUGCCUUGGAAACCAUGCAUAUCCACUGGGGAAUAAAAAAUGAAACUGGAAGUGAGCAUACUUUGGGUGGGCUUCACUAUCCUGCAGAGCUACACUUUGUUCAUAAGAAACGCGGUCACACAGAUGGCGUACCAUUGAAAGGUGACAGCUUGGCUGUUGUUGCUGCUUUCAUGCUAAUUGAUAGUGAAGGGAAAUCUUUUGCACCAUUUGAAGCAGCUAUCAAAGACGUUCUUCACAAUCCUGGGCGUUCUUCCAAACAAAAACAGGCAUAUAGCUUGACAGAUUUACUACCCGGCUCGGUAGAAACAUUCUAUACCUAUGAAGGAUCGCUGACUACACCGAACUGUGAAGAAGUUGUUAUAUGGAUUGUUUUAGGCGACCCAAUUACUGUGACUGCAGAACAGAUGGAUUUGAUACGUGAGACAAAAAUGAGUGGCGAUCUCAGCACAGGAUCAAAUUCUCGCCCAACCCAACCAUUACUUGGACGUAAGGUACGAUUUCGCCCAACAGCUCGCUUGUCAAAUAUGGGGCUGUCACCAAGGAAUUCAAUUAAUCUGAUUACUGUCUUGCUCUUUUAUAAUAUUGCCUUAAUACUGCAUUAAUU
Enterobius vermicularis (human pinworm) is the source of this 1079-nucleotide messenger RNA. Lineage: Eukaryota; Metazoa; Nematoda; Chromadorea; Rhabditida; Oxyuridae. The record is from the annotation of a GenBank genome assembly.